Saccostrea cuccullata (small rock oyster) is the source of this 1452-nucleotide messenger RNA. Its product is annotated as neuronal acetylcholine receptor subunit alpha-6-like. Gene Ontology annotation, cellular component: neuron projection; plasma membrane; synapse. The transcript is spliced from 2 exons. Bases 149 to 1294 code for a protein of 381 amino acids. Gene Ontology annotation, biological process: regulation of membrane potential; signal transduction; chemical synaptic transmission. Gene Ontology annotation, molecular function: transmitter-gated monoatomic ion channel activity involved in regulation of postsynaptic membrane potential; transmembrane signaling receptor activity; excitatory extracellular ligand-gated monoatomic ion channel activity. NCBI's taxonomy places the organism in Eukaryota, Metazoa, Mollusca, Bivalvia, Ostreida, Ostreidae. The record is from RefSeq and is a predicted model, not a curated record.
UGGGGCGCUUACAUGUAGCUUAAGUUCGAACAGUAUUCACAAGAUUUUACUCAAUAUUGUAAAUGCAGUUGGUUCAAGGUUUUCAAAUCCAAUGGAAGAAGUUUAUUGAGAGUGAUUAAGGAAAGACACGUUUGAAAAAGGCAACACCAUGGAUAUUUUGGUGAAUAUUAUCAUUACUGUAACAGCAAUGUGUGCUCUAGUCUCAUCGUCCAGGCAUGAUCUUCGAAAAGCUAUCCUUGCAGGUUACGCCAAGGAGUUAAGUCCUGAACAGAACCCGAUAUUUGUAAACCUGAAGUUCACUGCCUUUAGACUAAUUAACUAUGACGAUAAGGAUGGGAAAUUUACAAUAAGUGGUAUUCUGGAGCUGUGUUGGGUUGAUGAGAGGAUCAAACAAAAUUGGCUAUCUGCGUUGUCUGUAAGUAUUGACAACCAUGACCAUGAUAUUAAAUACAUGUAUUUCCUGGAUACAGAAGUCUGGACGCCGCAGGUUCUUCAAAUGAAUCCCCAUAGUCGAGAUGUAUUUCAAGAAAUGUUUAAACACUCAGUCAUGUUUAAUACGUCGGGAACAGCACUAAUGAUGAAAAUGGACAUAUUUACCUCGGACUGUAGUGCAGAUUUUUCUUUUUUCCCGUACGACACACAAACCUGUUCCAUCGAAGUAGCUGCCUGGGGCUUCUUCAACAAUGAAAUUGUCUUUACACCAAACAGCAGUAAAGUUAACAUGGAUCAUUUUGAAACAAACAACUUUUGGCAAGUGAAAGAUACAAGUAUCACUGUGAGCAGCAUUAAGAAAGAAGGGACCUCACCUAUUACAAUGGCGAGGAUAGUGUUUACCAUGAAGCGGCGCGCGGCAUAUUAUGUUCUUUUUCUGAUUUUACCUAUCCUUUUCAUGGAGGUUCUUCAACUAUUCGUGUUUAUGUUGCCAUGGGAUUGCGGUGAACGGUGUGGCUACUCCGUGACACUGCUUCUGGCGAUAGCUGUAUAUCUAACCAUAGUAACUCAACAAAUCCCUGAAUCUUCAGGACCCACCCUGUCGAUUUUAGCCAUGAAGAUGGUAAUGGAUCUGUCCAUUGCCUGUUUGGUGCAGAUAUUUGUGAUUGUCAGUCACGUGAAUUACAAUUUACGUAAUCGAAGUUACAAGGAACUCUCACGUGGGUUCUUACCGAGAUUGCUUAUCUGGGCUAAAUACAAGGAUUUGGGUACCGAUCUAGAAAAGGGAUUCUUUGCAGUUACAAUGAUUAUCAUUGUGCUUUCCAAUAUUGUAUUCCUGGCAAUGUUGAAUCAGGAUCCGUAGAAACAGAACACUUUUUGUGAUUGUUUAAUAGUUUUUCUAUUGGAAAAGACAAAAUGCUAUUUAAGUAAUUAAGUCACCAACAUUAAAAUUGCUUCAGUGUAAAUUGACGGUUUGAUAUACGUAACCAUACCCCCAGUCCCCCCCCCCCCCCCCCCCCC